Messenger RNA from Salarias fasciatus (jewelled blenny), 3008 nucleotides. Its product is annotated as SH3KBP1-binding protein 1-like. The record is from RefSeq and is a predicted model, not a curated record. Gene Ontology annotation, molecular function: protein binding. Gene Ontology annotation, biological process: protein homooligomerization. NCBI's taxonomy places the organism in Eukaryota, Metazoa, Chordata, Actinopteri, Blenniiformes, Blenniidae. Bases 123 to 2711 code for a protein of 862 amino acids. The transcript has 16 exons.
CGCUCCAGAAGCAGCAGCGGAAGUGAAGAAGCCCGUGAAAUGGAUUAAAAGUGUGCGUUACGGGCUGUUUGCGGGCUCCGUGCGGCCCGUGGCCUCUCGGAGGAUCUGCAGCCGCUCCCAGGAUGUCUCGAAGCGGGGACAUUAUCCACCUGAAUGUCGGGGGGAAGAGGUUCAGUACCUCCCGGCAGACGCUCACGUGGGUUCCUGACUCCUUCUUCUCCAGUCUGCUGAGCGGACGCAUCUCAACUCUGAAGGACGAGACAGGAGCUAUCUUCAUCGACAGAGAUCCGUCGCUCUUCGCUCCGAUCUUGAAUUUCCUGCGAACCAAAGAGCUCCACCCCCGCUCCAUCAACGUGCACAUGCUCAUGCACGAGGCCGAGUUUUACGGCAUCACACCACUGGUGAGAAAACUGCAGCUGUGUGACGAGUUGGACCGAUCAUCCUGUGGGAAUGUUCUGUUCAACGGAUACCUGCCUCCUCCAGUUUACCCGGCGAAGCGGCGAAACCGCCACAGUGUGGCGGGGUCACAGUUCAUGGCAGGGCGAGCGGCGGCGCCGGAGCGAGCGCCCGUCAGACGCAGCAACACCAUGCCGCCCAACCUGGGCAACGCCGGGAUCCUGGGCCGGGCGGCGAGCGAGGAGAGGGCGGCGGCAGGUCCGGUGUCUGACCCUGGCUUGGUGCGGAUCAUCUGUGGACAUCAUAACUGGAUUGCUGUGGCCUACGCUCAGUUUGUCGUCUGCUACAGGGUGAAGGAGUCCACCGGCUGGCAGCAGGUCUUCACGUCUCCUCGACUCGACUGGAUGAUCGACAGAGUGGCGCUCAACGCCAAGGUGAUGGGCGGCUCGCUGGGAGACAACGACAAGAUGGUGGCGGUGGCGUCCGUCACAGAGAUCAUCCUGUGGUCCAUCUGCCCCGACGGCAACGGGAAUGAAAUCGGCGUCUUCAGUCUCAACGUGCCUGCCGAGGCUCUCUUCUUCGUUGGUAACCAGCUGAUCGCCACCAGCCACACGGGGAAGGUCGGGGUCUGGAACGCCGUCACUAAACACUGGCAGAACCAGGACGUGGUUCCGAUCAGCAGCUAUGACACGGCCGGGUCCUUCCUCAUCCUCGGCUGCAACAACGGAUCCAUCUACUACAUCGACGUCCAGAAGUUUCCUCUGAGGAUGAAGGACAACGACCUGCUGGUGACGGAGCUGUACCGGGACCCGACGGAGGACGCCAUCACCGCUCUCAGCGUCUACCUCACUCCCAAGACCAGUGACAGCGGGAACUGGAUCGAGAUCGCGUACGGAACCAGCUCGGGGACGGUCCGGGUCAUCGUCCAGCAUCCGGAGACGGUGGGAUCGGGACCUCAGCUUUUCCAGACCUUCUCCGUCCACCGCAGCCCCGUCACCAAGAUCAUGCUGUCCGAGAAGCACCUCAUCUCGGUCUGUGCAGACAACAACCACGUGCGCACCUGGACGGUGACUCGGUUCCGGGGGAUGAUCUCCACCCAGCCGGGAUCCACGCCGCUCACCUCCUUCAAGAUCCUCAGCCUGGACGAGGUGGACGGACACGGCGGCUGCAGCGCCGGGACGGAGAUCGGGCCGUACGGCGAGCGGGACGACCAGCAGGUCUUCAUCCAGAGAGUCGUGCCCGAUACCGACAAGCUGUACGUCCGACUGUCGUCCAACGGGAAGAGGGUGUGUGAGGUGCGCUCGGUGGACGGGACCUCCAUCACGGCCUUCAUGGUCCACGAGUGCGAGGGUUCCAGUCGGAUCGGCUCCCGUCCCCGCCGGUACCUGUUCAGCGGCCACAGCAACGGCAGCAUCCAGAUGUGGGACCUGACCACGGCCAUGGAGAUCGCCGGCAAGGUGGACAUCCGGGCGCUGGGCGGGCCCACGGAGGAGGAGCUGCUGGAGCUGCUGGACCAGUGCGACCUGGCCCUGACCCGGACCCCCGACAGCACGCCCAGGGCCUCCACCAGCAGUCUUCACUCGCAGCUCGCUGAAAGUUUCCGGACGGAGCGUCUCCACUCCGCAGGAGGUCGAGGAGCUGCUGGAGCUUCAGGUUCAUCUGCCUCGCUGUGCGGCAGCCUCCCCCGGCAGGCUCCGCCCCCCCUGCCCCUCGCCAAACCCAGCAGAGACCCUAUCCACAGCCCCGCCCACCCCAUGCACGGCCCCGCCCACCCCAUGCACGGCCCCGCCCACCCCAUGCACGGCCCCGCCCACCCCCACAGCCCCCGCCCCCCGCGGCACCAGGACCGGGAGGCGGUGCGGCGAGGCAGCUUCGUGGAGCGCUGCCAAGAGCUGGCCAAAGGCUCGGAGGCGGGCCUGGAGGGCGGUAGGCGGAGCCUGGCGGUGUGCAGCGAGCUGGAAGCCCGGUUCGGCCUCCGCACGCCCACCACCUUCUCCGUGUCGCCCGGCGCCCGCCCUCCGCCGGGAACGCAUUCAUCGCUGUCCUCGACGCCGUUGUCCCCUUCGUCCUUCUCUUCACCGCAGCGUCGGGCCACGCCCACCUCCCCUCCAAGCCCCGCCCCUUUAGCUGUGAGCCCCACGCGUUCUGCGGCGCCCACUUCUCCCCGCCGGGUCGCUGCCGCAUCACCCACAGAAGUCCCAGCAUCACCCGAAGGCGCCGCCAGUCCAGAGAGCGCCACCUCGGCCCCGCCCACUGCCCCGCCCACUGCCCCGCCCACCAGCCCCAAGCCACACAUGAACGAGACCAGCUUCUGAUUCAGCUUCCAGCUGCCUGUCUGGUUCUCCGCCUGGUUCUGUUUCUGGUUGUGGUUCUGUGCAUCUUUCUCUUUUUGUUUGUUUCUGUUUAUCUUUCCGGUUCUGUCUCUGGUUCCGUUUGGAUGUUGACGUUCCAGAAUCUUUCCAUUUAAACUCAGAUUAACAGUAAAUUCUUCGGAUGGAACGACUUCAUCAAACUAACAAAGUUUAAAAAAAAAAGAAAAAUACAAGCACGAAGUUAUUCCUGUUUUUUACAUUUAUAAUAAUGUUAAAUAUUAAAUUAUUUCUGCAGCAGAU